AUGCCAAAGACAAAAACUGGAAAAUUUGCAGUGGGUUUCACGGCAGUGGGUUUUCUAUUUGUGCUAAUAGCUUUCGUAUCACCAUACUGGUUGCAGGCUGAUAAAAAAAUAAGAAAUCCGAAAUUUCAGAAGAUAGGUUUAUGGGAGGUUUGCUUUAAAGACUUUGAAGAUAUACAUCAUUGGUACGACACUAGGUUUACAGGAUGUUGGUGGGUCUUCGAAGAAGAAUUUUACAUAAUAGGUGAUUUCCUAUUGCCCGGAUUUUUUGUAGCGACUCAAUUCUUCUUUACAGUAUGUAUGACAUUGCUUCUAAUCGCAGUAGCGUUAGUUGCCUUGUUUUGCAUAUGCAGCAGGCAUCAUGAUAGAUAUUUGCUGCUUUUACUGACCGUAGGAACAGAUCUAAUUAUAGCAGGCAUAUCUGGUUUAAUAGCAGUGAUAAUUUUUGGAAUUCGCGGCGAUGGCAGGGACUGGAUGCCCAACUGGGAGCAUAACGAUAUGGGCUGGGCAUAUGCUUUGGCUGUUUUGGGUUCUAUAGCUUUAUUACCAGCCGGUACAUUGUUCCUGGUUGAGGCGCGGCGCACUCGUUACAGGCGACUAAACGAACUCCAAGCUAGAGAAGGAUCAGUUUCUUCUGGUUAUGGAAUGCAAGAAAGAAAAUCAAGCCAUCAUACAGACAUUUAAUUAGACAUUGAAUAACUAAUAAACGAAUUUAAUCAGAUUAAAAAUAAGCGAAAUUCAGGGAUUCUCUUUAAAGUUCAGUUUAGCCAGGAGAUCGAAAAUUUCGAUUUAUUAAGAAAGCACAAGGCUUUCAACGCGUCGAUACAAAUUCAUAUUGACUAUGAAUUUAUACUAUUU
Molecule: messenger RNA, 855 nt
Organism: Ctenocephalides felis (cat flea)
Lineage: Eukaryota; Metazoa; Arthropoda; Insecta; Siphonaptera; Pulicidae
Exons: 5
Coding region: 1-681 (226 amino acids)
Biological process (GO): regulation of tube size, open tracheal system; septate junction assembly
Cellular component (GO): septate junction; membrane
Source: RefSeq, a predicted model, not a curated record